AAUGCGUGUGGUUCAAUGUAGACGCCGGUGCCAAAGUCUAACAGCCCAUUCUGCGGUUUCUUAUUUUUAUUUUCAAAGAUAAUCAUGGCAAUUUCAAUAAAAAAACAUUGAGUGCUACGAUAUAUUUUAAAAACGAGGCCUACACAACGUUUUGUCUACAACUUGAAAGCUUUGUCUGGUGUUGUUACAAUGACGACUCAUCGAAAUACAGCACUAGACCCGCGUCACUUCGUAAUAAUCAAACCGCUUCCGAUUCUUAAACCGUCGGGAGAAAUGCGCCAGGCCCGGAGCAGAACGGUGUGGUCCGCCUGUCAGCCGAACAGGGAGCAGGUGUUCUGGGAUAACUAUCACCGACGACAGUGGCAGCUGAGCCGGCAGGGCUAUAGAGCAGCCCCCUGGAGACCCUAUGAGGAGGUCGGACAACCGCUCUACCUUGAAACCAAGAGACUCAUACUAGAAUCACUGGGACAACCUGUGGAAGAGGCUUCAAAGGCUGAUCUCUUACCAGAAGAGGAUGUGCCUGUUUGCACCACUCCAUCAGAUUCCCCAGGAGCAAACAAGAGCUUGCCAUUUCGUUGCCCCCAGGCAGGGAAGAGAGAGGAUGCAGUAUCUCUUAGGAAGCAUCUGGGCCAUACCAGCCGUUUGGUGUCAGCUGUCAGACAGGGCCGGGGUUACUUCCACCUCCUCCAGAAGAAGGAGAAGGAACAGGAGGAGGCGCAGCAGAGGGAGCAGAAGAGGAAAGAGGAGUGGCAGCGUGUCCAGCCCCGACCUCCCUGCUCAGAGUCUGACUCUGACAGCGACCCAGGGAGGAAGAAGGCCCAGUCAGCUCGACCUUUCACCCCCAUCCACCGCUCCCUGACUUCCCCUCAGGCCUCUGAGCCAACACAAGGGCCCAUAUUCCGCCAGCUGUGCUGUCUGAACUGGUUGCUGGAGGCCCUGACUCUGGACAGGACCGGGAGAGCUGGACCAGUCACGUCCUGCUGGGAUCUCAAGGACCCUGGCCAAGGAAAAACCACCCUAAAGACCCUGAAUAAAGAGAGAGCCAUAGAGACCAAAUGGGACCAGUUUGUGUCUCUGCAAAAGCCACGUAGAACAGGCUCCAGGCCCUCCCGCUCCUCCUCUGGUCGUCUGUACCUGUUGAAGGGGUCCUCCCUGAGCGUAGCCUCCUCCUCAGCCCUCACCACCCCUACCCUUCUGGGCAGCCUGUCCUCCCUGGGCCCUGGGAUAGACGACACUGGAGCUACAUUAACUGGAGCUAUAGUGACUGGAGCCAGCCAGGAUAGUGCGGAGCAACCAGGAGCAGGAGGGGACUCCGAGACAGAGCUGCCCAUGUCAGAGUACCUUCAGAAGCUGCUGGAUGAAGUCCACCAGAGUGUCACCAAAGACUUCGGUGAUCCAGAGCAGAUUCAUGGCGACGGCACUUUGACUGCCGGAUACCGGCCACCUACCCAACCCACCCCUCAGAGAGGGGACAACACAACACGCCCCAAGACCAAAGACACAUCAAGACCCAAAAGUUGUCCUGCCAAGCCUCUGUCAGCCACCAGUGAGUUGAUCAGCAGUAAGAGGUCCAUGCUGUGGGAUAUGAGGACAGCCUAUGAGGAGAGAGCAGAGGAUCUUGCCCAGAUCUUCAGUGACAGUCUGGACCACAAUGCCAGGAAGAGGCUAGAGAGUGGCAUCCAGAGGUUCCAAGCCCUGUGUCAUGUGACCCACUCUCACCUCAUCCCUCGUCAUGUGACCCCACGGGUCACCGGCAUGAAACCCCCAGAGACAGACUGCAGCAACAACAACAUGUGGCUGUCCUCUCUACUGAGCAAUCUCCCUCCAGAGGUGUCUCAGGACAGAGGGGUGAGCCGAGUUCUGGAGAAACUCAGCCGCUUCGCAGAUGAGCGGACCCCCAAGGUGCGACCCCAUGUCUUCCUGAAGAUGUUGGGGGGUCUACAGCCCUGGGAGCUCUGCCUACCUGACCUCUGUGUUGCCAUUGAGAUAGCCAGGGAGCAUGUUGUCCAGAUGUCCAGAGAAGACUAUGACUCGUGGCUCCUCUCCAGGGUCACUCUUCCACAGCAGCAGGACCACUAACCCAAACACAUGCAACUCCAAUCCAGAGUCUUCCUCCUUUAUAUCCACUGUGGGAAGACGGGCUCACAUUUCACAUCCACUUGUUCUCCGUUUCCCUUUUGUUUACGUUUCAAACCUACUUAAAUCAUGUCUCCCAUGGGAGGAUAAGCUUCACUGAGCCAUCAAAUACCUCCCUGUCCUUGUGCCGUCCCCUUAUCCCUUUCUCCCUCCCUCCGCCAGUCCACUCCUCCUCCGUUCUCUUCCAUUCCCACACCAACCUUUCCCUCCCCGUCCUCCUACCAUCCUCUUAUCCCCCCAUCUCUCCAGUUCCCAUCACAUCCACCGCCCUUUCCUCCCCACAAACAUCCCAAACAACAAUAAUAGAUAGCGUGUUGUCUGUUGUUGAAAUCAGCCCAGUGCCACGCCCAUACAGGCUCUGCUCCAGCCUUACCCCAGCCCCGGCCUUGUCUGAUGGAUAGCCCUUUUUUAUUGGGGAAAUAAAGAGCCUGACCCAAUGCUCUUUGCCUCCUGUUAGAUAAAGAUAAUGAACUCUGCCUGGAAACAAUUGUUUGUGAAGACUUUGAGCAGACUAGGUUAAGAGUUACUGUGAAUGCAGUGUUUCAACAGCUGUCUGUAGAGGAUUUCACAAAAUCAUGAAUGUGAUCAUUAAAACAAUAAUGAUUAAAAGGUUACAAUUAUGUGAUUCUGUCUGUGGCGCUAUAUGUCAUUCAUCUGUAGAAAUAUGACUAAAUGCUGCGAU
Molecule: messenger RNA, 2818 nt
Organism: Oncorhynchus tshawytscha (Chinook salmon)
Lineage: Eukaryota; Metazoa; Chordata; Actinopteri; Salmoniformes; Salmonidae
Product: coiled-coil domain-containing protein 60
Exons: 14
Coding region: 190-2079 (629 amino acids)
Source: RefSeq, a predicted model, not a curated record